Molecule: messenger RNA, 2183 nt
Organism: Xiphophorus maculatus (southern platyfish)
Lineage: Eukaryota; Metazoa; Chordata; Actinopteri; Cyprinodontiformes; Poeciliidae
Gene: slc67a2
Product: major facilitator superfamily domain containing 9
Exons: 6
Coding region: 46-1461 (471 amino acids)
Biological process (GO): transmembrane transport
Molecular function (GO): transmembrane transporter activity
Source: RefSeq, a predicted model, not a curated record
UGGGAGCUUCCGCUUCGGCUGUGAGCGAGCUGGCACCGCAGGAGGAUGAACAACCAGCGAUGUAGCACUUUAUUCCUGAAACUGAAAGGACGGAGGGGGAUCAUACACUGUAUCUAUGUGGUGGGCUUCAUGGACUUGUUCGGGGUGAGCAUGAUCAUCCCGCUCUUGAGCCACCAUGUAAAGGCUCUUGGAGCGAGUCCCACAGUGGCUGGAGUCGUGGGAUCUACGUAUGGAAUAUUGCAGCUUUUCUCCAGCACAAUAGUAGGCAGCUGGAGCGACGUGGUGGGGCGGCGAUACUCCCUGCUGACUUCCAUCCUGCUGAGCGCCUGCGGCUAUGGCCUGCUAGGGAUUUCUACAAGCAUCACUUUAUUUGUCCUCGCACGAAUACCUGUGGGACUGUUCAAACACUCCUUGUCCAUCUGCAGAGCUUUGCUGUCAGACCUGGUGUCUGAAUCAGAGCGCCCUCUUGUGAUGGGACACUUUAACGCAGCUUCCAGCGUCGGCUUCAUCCUGGGUCCUGUAGUAGGCGGCUACCUCACUGAGCACGAAGGAGGCUUUUACACCUCCUCAUUCACAUGUGCAGCCAUCUUUCUUAUCAAUGCUGGGCUGGUGUGGUUGCUGCCAUGGAGCGAGACGAUAACCGAUCGAAACGCAACUAACGGCAGCAACAGCGCCAGUAAAAGAUGCCACAAUGAAUACUGCGGCAAGUCUGUGCAAAACGGCUCUCACGCAAACAACCACCACUCGGCGUUACCGACGGAGACCGAAGCGGAGCGCAGAGCUGCUGGGAAGCCUGGCCUCAGGUGGAGGGAGGUGUCACUGCUCCAGCCUGCGUGGAGACAGCUCACCUCCGUCAGCUCCAGGAUUCACAUGGUGGCCUCUUCUGACAUGUGGGACCUCUUUCUGGUGCGUCUCUUGAUGGCCGUAGCCAUCAUGCUCUACUACAGUAACUUCUCUCUGGCCAUGGAGGAGCGUUUCUCGAUGAAACCGAAGAUGACGGGUUAUCUGAUCAGCUACAGCAGCACCUUAGGGGCCCUGGCCGGGUUCCUGGUGGGGCCGGUCACACAGCUCUACAGAAACAACAUGCCCGCUCUGCUGCUUCACUCCACCAUGCUCACCUGUCUGCUCAUUUUCCUCUACGCCGCCGCUCCGAGUGUGUGGCAGGUGCUGCUCACCUCCUCCUUCUUCGCCAUUUCUACCUCUAUCGGACGGACGUGCAUCACAGACCUGGAGCUUCAAAGGGGAGGCGUCCACACCAGCGGGACUCUGAUCGGGGCCGGCCAGUCGGUGACGGCCGUGGGUCGCGUCCUGGCCCCGCUCCUCUCCGGUCUGGCCCAGGAGAUCAGCCCCUGCGGACCGCCCAGUCUGGGGGUUGUGCUCGCUCUGGCAGCUGUGGGUUUGCUCCUCGUCAGAAUCCCAAAGUGGGACAGGAGGGCGCUGGCAAAAACAGUAAAAUUUUAAAACAGUUUCCGCAGCUGAAUGAUGAUCUUUUAUUGAGUCAGAUCUACCACUUUUGGAAGUGCUCUUAUUUGCAGCAAGCAGCUGUGGUGAACAGCAGACCCUCGGCGUGAACAGAGUUUCUCACAAGGUCGAGUCAUGACCUUGUGUCAUGACAGUCCCUUUCUCUCAGGGACCGUGGACGUUUGCAGCUUGGAGGAAACGGCUGCAGAGUUUCUUGUGCUUCCAUAAAUGCUGAAGUCAGGGCCUUAACUUUGGCUCGGUGUCCUUGUUACUGCAAUAAUCUACGCUGUGUUGUUAAUUUAGUUCUGUCGGCACUACUUACAGGUAUACUGAUUUAUGAAGACACAAGACCACUGAAAUUGUCAUUAUUGGAGAUCCACUGGUUAUAACUUUGUGACCAAUACUCGUUCUGAAACUGUUGGAAAGGUUCGCAAGGGUUUUAUCCGACUCUAAUUUCUCUUUCCAAACCAUUUGUGUGCAUUUCAAAUGUUUCUGCUGUAAGCAGUCAUUAAAUAUUUAUAUUAGAAAUGUUCAGAUGUAAAAAAAAAAUAAAUAAAAGGGGGUUUUACUAUCUUAGAAGAAACACUAAUUGAUGUUGCCGUUUACAUUUUAAUUCUGUUCAAACUUCCCAUUAUCUACUUUACUCCAUUACAUCCUGAUUUUUUUACUGUUAUAUUUCCAUUAUACACAUUUUUGUGUGUGUGUGGGGGGGGGGGGGGUUC